AUAAAAUAUAGUAGCAUAGCACACUGACGAAGAGGAAGGGGUGGUGGUGGAAGACAGAGACACGGUGGUAGGAGAGAGAAAGAGAGAGAAAGAGAGAGAAAGAGAGAGGAAGAGAGAGAAAUCAAAAUCGUUUUCAACCAAACACUAAAAUUAGUGGCAACCCACUCUUUAAUCUCUCUCUCUAUUUUCUUCAAUGAACAAGAUGCUUUCAAAGGUUUCAACAACUGCCAUGUCCUCUUUUUCUUCCUCAUCAUCUAGGUUUCUCAAGGAACUAAGCAAAUUGGAUGGUGUCCUUAAAUUAUAAUCUAGAUUAUUAAACCCCACUUUUUUUGGAUUUCCUCUCCUUGUUUGCAUCUUGAAGACUCAUAAUAUGAAGGUAAGAGCUGGGUUUAGUGUGUGGCCUAAUGUGAGGCAACUUUGCUUUAGAAAAGGCGUUCUGUAUGGAUUUAUGCGACUCUUUUCUACUCCAUUAAAAACGCUGCGUGGAGGAGCUAGUCGCUCACUCAGAGUGUCUCGGUUUUGCAGUGUUGUGAAUAUGUCUUCUUCAUUGCAGAUUGAAUUGGUACCUUGCCUGAGUGACAAUUAUGCGUACCUUUUACAUGACAUUAAUACGGGCACAGUUGGAGUUGUUGAUCCUUCUGAAGCUUUGCCUGUCAUAGAUGCAUUGAGUAAGAAAAAUCGAAAUUUGACUUACAUACUCAACACACACCAUCAUCAUGAUCACACUGGUGGAAAUGCAGAAUUAAAAGCAAGAUAUGGGGCAAAGGUGAUUGGUUCAGGAACUGACAAGGAAAGGAUUCCCGGCAUUGAUAUCCAUUUGAAUGACGGUGAUAAGUGGAUGUUUGCAGGCCAUGAGGUGCAUGUAAUGGACACACCUGGUCACACUAGAGGCCACAUAAGCUUCUACUUUCCGGGAUCCGCAGCAAUUUUUACAGGAGACACUUUGUUCAGCUUAUCAUGCGGCAAACUCUUUGAAGGAAGCCCUGAAGAGAUGCUAUCUUCUCUUAGAAAGAUCACAUCUUUACCAGACAAUACAGAUAUUUAUUGUGGACACGAGUACACAUUGAAUAAUACGAAGUUUGCAUUGACGGUCGAACCUGAAAACAAGGAUCUUCAAUCCUAUGCUGCCCAUGUGGCUUACCUUCGAAGUAAAAGCUUGCCCACAAUUCCAACCACACUGAAGAUGGAAAAGGCUUGCAAUCCGUUCCUCCGUACAUCCAGUGAACAAAUCCGGAAAUCAUUAAACAUUGCAGCCGCAGCUGAUGAUGCAGAAGCCCUGGGUAUCAUCCGGCAAGCAAAGGAUAAAUUUUAGAAUUUUUAUUUCAAGACUUGUUCUGUAUAGAGUAGUUUAAUCAAUCCGUCUGUGUAAUAAUGUAUGCUUGGUGCUUUCUUCUCUAUAUGAUUUCUGAAUUUUGUUUUUGAGUUCAUUUCGGAGGUAUUGGCAUAACAUGACAGGUUUAAAAAUAGCGA
Molecule: messenger RNA, 1470 nt
Organism: Cicer arietinum (chickpea)
Lineage: Eukaryota; Viridiplantae; Streptophyta; Magnoliopsida; Fabales; Fabaceae
Product: probable hydroxyacylglutathione hydrolase 2, chloroplastic
Molecular function (GO): hydroxyacylglutathione hydrolase activity
Source: RefSeq, a predicted model, not a curated record